Cyanistes caeruleus (blue tit) is the source of this 2511-nucleotide messenger RNA. Its product is annotated as solute carrier family 22 member 13-like. Gene Ontology annotation, molecular function: transmembrane transporter activity. The record is from RefSeq and is a predicted model, not a curated record. Lineage: Eukaryota; Metazoa; Chordata; Aves; Passeriformes; Paridae. Gene Ontology annotation, cellular component: membrane. Gene Ontology annotation, biological process: transmembrane transport.
CUUGUGUUGCAGCAGAGUUGCCUUCAGGUGGCCUUGUGCCACUUCUCAGGCUGGAAAAGGACAAGAUGUCACUAUAGUGUCUCCAAGAGUGGCAGUGCUCUGGCACCUUUGUUCUAUUCCCAAGAGCAGGGAGGGAAUGGCUGGUGACAAAGUGCAUGCUGGAGGGCUGCACUGUAUCAUCAUAAUGGACUGCUGUGCCAGUACAGGUGCUCAUUUUAUCACACUGGAUUAGGGCUUUAGUGCUCACACAGUUUAAACAUUAAUAUUUGCCUAUUUAAGCCACAGGCACCAGCUCAGCCUGCUCACAGAAGUGCUCACCAUGGCUGAGUUUGGAGAUCUUUUAUGUGCUCUGGGGGAGUGUGGGCUCUAUCAGAAACUGCUGACCCUGCUCCUCUCCCUCCCAUUACUUCUCAAUCCAUUCCAAAUGGUUGGCCAAGUGUUCAUGGUUGUGAACGUGCCUCACCACUGUGAUACCAGCUGGAUCCGCGCCGUCGGCCCCAACCUGACGGAGGAAGAGCAGCUGAACCUCACCCUGCCCCGGGGCACGGACGGGGAGUUUGAGCAGUGCUCCAUGUACUCCCCAGUGGACUGGGACCUCCAGUCCAUCGUGGCCUAUGGGCUGAAUGACACCGAGAAGUGCAUCAAUGGCUGGGUGUACCCCUCAGAUCAGCCACCGUCCCUGCUCACCGAGUUUGACCUGGUGUGUGACAGGAUGGUCCUGAAUGAUGUCUCCCAGUCCAUCUACAUGGCUGGGCUUCUCAUAGGAGCCAUGGGCUUUGGGAUGCUGAGUGACAGGAUAGGCAGGCGGCCAGUCUUUCUCAUCUGCAUCUUCCUCCAGAGUGUGUUUGGCCUGGGAACGGCCUUUGUGCCCCAUUUCUAUGUGUACAUGGCCUUCAGGUGUGUCGUGGGAGCUGCGGUAUCAGGAAUUAUGAUUACAGUCGUAUCCCUGAUUACAGAAUGGGUUGGUGUCGCUUACCGGACAAAGGCACUGCUAAUGACUCACACGGCCUUCGCCAUCGGGCAGAUGAUGGUGGCUGGUUUGAGUUAUGGGAUUCGCAACUGGAGGCUGCUGGAAAUUGUAGGAUCUGCUCCUAUGUUUGCCCUUUUCUUCUUCAUCUGGGUGCUCCCAGAGUCAGCUCGCUGGCUGGUGACCAAAGGCAGAAUCGAGGAAGCCAAGAAGGUUCUGCAGAAGGCGGCAGCCAUCAACAAGCGCAGCCUCCCACCAGAGCUCCUGGAGCAGCUGAAGCCUGAGAAAGAGGUUAAGUCUGGAAGUUUCCUGGAUCUCUUUCGGAAGAACCUGCGGAAGGUGACUUUAAUCAUGUCAUGUGUCUGGUUUGCAGACAGCAUUGUCUACUAUGGGCUGAGUCUCAGCGUUACAGAUUUUGGCAUGGACAUCUACCUGACACAGCUGGCCUUUGGAGCAGUGGAGCUUCCAGCUCGAAUUUCCUGCAUAUUCCUGCUGGACUGGUUUGGGAGGAAGAAAGUACAGGGCAUUCUGCUGCUGCUGUCUGGCGUGUUAUGUCUCAUCCUCACUGGCAUCCCUGAAGACCAGCCCAUGGCAACCACUGUCCUGGCCAUCAUUGGCAAGUUCACAUCCACCGCCGCUUUCUCCACCUCCUACGUCUACGCUGCUGAGGUCUUCCCCACCAUCCUCAGGCAGACAGGUGUGGGGCUGUGCUCGACCAUGGCGAGGGUGGCCGGGAUCCUGGCCCCGCUGAUCAUUCCCUUGGACCAGUACCACCGGGCCAUCCCCAUGGCCAUCUUUGGGAGCAUCCCUGUGGUGGUAGCCCUGUUCUGCAUCCUGCUCCCCGAGACCCGUGGCACUGACCUGGCAGAUGACACAGGGAACGACCAACCUCCAGCUCAGGAGCAGAAAACUGAAGAGUUUCUCUGAGACACCAGAGAUGAUGACAGAGACCUGGAGAAAGAUGUCUGCAGAUGCUCAGAGAGCAAGUGAUGACUGGACAGGCAUCUACUGACAGUCUAGUCUGAUUCCAUCAUUCUUGAAGCAGACCAGGGAGGCAUUGCUGCCUGGAAACUGGUCUUUCAGAUGAUAAACUCAAUACCCACAGUCACAGGGAGAGGAAAUCUGUAUCACAGAUUUGGAACAGAUGCACUUCCAAGUGUCCCUGAAACCCAGUUUGGUCAUGCCUGGCUGGCCUCCCAACGUGUUCCCCAGUCCUUUGCAAGCUGGUACCCGUGGAACCAUCCCUGUCGUGUUUUACAGCAAUAAAGAAUCACCAGUAGAGUGGCUGUACUGGGCAAAAGCGGGCGCUGGGUUUGUCCCUCCUGCACUAAAUCCCUUGGGUCGUCGGGCUGCGCGCCAGCCCAAGCCUCGACGUUUGAUCAGGAUGUCACUGCACCCCUGUCACACACCUAUUUAGCUUUUCUUUCCAUGUGGUGUUGAAGUUGAGUUUCUACAUGAAUAAUAUAAAUUAUGCUCUGAGUUUGAUAAGAGACACUUGUAAUGCAAUAUGUGAAUAAUAAAUGGUGUUGACUCUUUUUUUUUCC